Molecule: messenger RNA, 297 nt
Organism: Miscanthus lutarioriparius
Lineage: Eukaryota; Viridiplantae; Streptophyta; Magnoliopsida; Poales; Poaceae
Source: the annotation of a GenBank genome assembly
AUGGCCCUCAUCAUCAACACAAGAAGCAGCAGCCUGCACUCCAUGGUUGCUGCUGUGUUCGUUGUUGGUCUGUUGGUCGUGUCGUCGUCUCUUUUCGCGUCCGCCGCCUGGUUUCCAGACUACAAGAAGGAGUGCAACAACGUAGAAUAUGACUGCCGCGACCAAAGAAAAUCACAUUUAUGCCAUGAUUCAUGCCGUGCCAAGGCCCGCUCCGAGGGCUGUAACGACUUUAAAUCAACAUGCGGUGAUCAAGACAAGCCGCACGAGUGCUGCUGCUACAUGAAGAUAAAAACGUGA